This is a messenger RNA of Spodoptera litura, 3175 nucleotides long. RefSeq names its product glucose dehydrogenase [FAD, quinone]. Gene Ontology annotation, molecular function: flavin adenine dinucleotide binding; oxidoreductase activity, acting on CH-OH group of donors. The record is from RefSeq and is a predicted model, not a curated record. Lineage: Eukaryota; Metazoa; Arthropoda; Insecta; Lepidoptera; Noctuidae.
UCGCGUCGUUUUCGUAGUAAGCCCGCGCAUGCGUGCUGCAUCCGAUAAUUGAAUAGGUUCAUCAUGCAGAUACUAUAACACAUAAUUUACAUAUGUGUGAGUUUAUUAUGUUAGUUGACGUGAGCCACUAACUGUGCCAGUGCAGUGAUUGUUUAAUUCAUGAUUACAUGAAUGAAGUGUUGAUUUUUCGGAUUUUUUAACGGGGAAUGAAGAAUACAAGGUCACAUCAUGCAAUGGUGGUUCUUCUUACUUUACAUCUCAGCUGUCAAAGCUCAGUUUGACACUCGGAGAUUUUUAGACUACUGGACUGAUUUAUUUCGUCCCCUACCUCGCAAUCCCAGGGAAGGUUUCGUCCCAGAUUAUACUCCAAAAAAUCAAGAAGAAUUUGAUUUUAUAGUCAUUGGAGCUGGGUCCGCAGGUUCUGUAGUAGCUAACCGAUUAACUGAAGUUCCACAAUGGAAAGUAUUGCUUAUAGAAGCAGGAGGGAACGAAAACUUCUUUUCCGACAUUCCCAUAUUUGCUCCGUUUCUCUCCCUCACUGGCAUGAACUGGGGUUACAAUUCAAUGCCAGAACCCAGAGCAUGCAGAGAUCUAAGAGGAAAAGUGUGCUUCUUACCGCGAGGCAAAGUUCUCGGUGGUAGCAGUGUACUCAACUUUUUAAUCUAUCAACGUGGACAUCCGGAAGAUUACAAUGACUGGGCUAGAAUGGGCAACGACGGUUGGAGCUACAACGAAGUACUUCCAUACUUCAAAAAGUCAGAAAAUAUAGGUGUUAGAGAAUUACGAAAUUCUUCAUACCAUGGCGUUGGUGGAUAUUUAGACAUUGAGUACUCGCCGUACCAUUCACCUCUUGAGAAGCCAUUUAAACAAGCUGGUGAAGAACUUGGAUACGAAUGGAGGGAUCCAAACGGAGAAAAUUUGAUUGGUUUCUCAAAGCCACAAGCAACAAUGCGAAAAGGUAGAAGGUGCAGUUCGUCAAAAGCGUUCAUAGAGCCAAUACGCUUCAGGCCUAAUUUAAAAGUUACGAAAUUUUCUACCGUAUCGAAAAUUUUAAUAGACCCCUACACUAAAACAGCUACCGGCGUUGAAUUUACGAAGCGUAAUAUGAGUAUACAGGUACGGGCACGUCGUGAAGUGAUUUCGUCUGCAGGAUCUAUUGGCUCGGCUCAGUUGCUAAUGGUAUCUGGAAUAGGACCACAAGAUCAUUUACUGGAAUUCGGGAUUCCAGUGAUAGCUGACCUUCCUGUAGGAUACAAUCUCCAAGACCACGUUACGUUUUCAGGGAACGCUUUCAUCGUCAACCAAACGGGAAUGACUAUGAAUGACUUGGCUGCCGCAUCCCCCUUCGUAGCAGCUGCAUACAUGCAAGGACGAGGUCCACUGACCCUGCCUGGUGGAGCCACUGGACUUGCCUUCGUGCACACAAGACAUUCAUACGAUGUGGAUCAGACCAGACCUGAUAUAGAACUGGUCAUGGGAGCUGGAUCUCUAGCUGGUGAUGCUAUGGGAAUAUUACGGUCUUUGCUGGGAGUGACGGACGAGUGGUACCGAGAGGUGUAUCGGUCUUUGCCAAUAGGGGCGAGGAUGCGCACAUUUUCUAUAAACCCCGUGCUAAUCCGACCGAACAGCGUUGGCCGAUUAAUGCUCCGAAGUCCAAACUUCACCGACCAUCCCAGAAUCCAUUUAAACUAUUUCGCUGAUCCGAACGAUUUGCGAACUAUGAUCGAAGGUGUUCGUAUGGUACAAAAAAUAAUUGGUACGAAAGCGUUCCAGCGUUAUAAUACUAAAUUACACACAACACCGUUUCCCGGCUGCGAGGCUUUGUUGUUCGACUCGGAUGAAUACUGGGAGUGUGCUAUUAUGCAGACUUCCAUCACAUUAGACCAUCAAGUUGGUACGUGCAAAAUGGCACCAGCUGGUGAUCCUACAGGCGUAGUCUCACCAAGACUACAGGUCCAUGGAAUUAAAGGUUUAAGAAUAGCUGACGCCUCCAUAAUGCCACGGAUACCGGCAGCACACACACACGCCGCCGCAGUCAUGAUUGGUGAAAAAGCUGCAGACCUUAUAAAAGAAGAUUGGGGCAUAUCUACCCUGACAAACAAGUUAUAAUAUCAAGUACUAAAUAGCUUUAUAAAUCUAAAUUAAUUAGUAAUUGUACAGUUGUGUCUCUUAUAUCGACAGACAUGAUAACCUCUUGUCGUAGACACAAUACAAAACACACAGUCUCGCGUAGAUCUACGAUCUUCCGACAGUUGACAGGUUAAUCACUUAACUGUUUGCGGGAUAAAUCGACUCAUUUCGAGCCACAGUCGGGAGUCAUAGUUAUGAAUUGUGAACUACGUGAGUAAGCUAUAAUACAUAAUUACUUAAUUAUUUAUUGUUGUAAUAAGCAAUGCUGUAAUGUGUAACGUUUAUUGUGAAGUUAUAAUUAGAUAGGGAAUUAAAUUUUUAAUGUAAUAAGUGUAAUGUAGACAUAGGCAUAUAGUGUGUGAAUAUCAUAAAUCUAGUCAAUUGAAUUUACCAAAUAUACAGUACUAGUUACUAAUUAAAUACAAAUUCAGUGAAUUCAGUGCCUAUAUACUUAAAUAAAUUGUGCAAAUAACUAAGUUAAAGAAGCAUAGUAAAAAUGUUCGAAUUAAGAAUUCGUCAAAACUAGUGACAUCUAUCGUUGAGUUAGGGAUAGUCGCAGGCACCAUUCAUUUUGUGGAUGUAGUCUUUGGCAACUGGCACAAGUGAGACGGUGCCGUAAUCACAGUUUUCUCACAAUCACUGUCGGUCGGAAGUUUUAGCCCUAGAUUAAAAUUCUCAACAAUAAUUUGAUUACGACUGAAAUCGGUCGCUAAGUCAGUUUGAUGAUUAGAUUUUCAACUUUAUCACAAAAAGUUAAGGUUGAAAAAUGUUCUGUUCCGACUGAAUUUUGUCACUGUAUGGACAGGACUACCGGCCCUUCGGCGAUCGGUACCGACCACACCGUACCGGUUUUUGGGCGUAAAUUGAGUGUAGCUCGAACAAAUAUAAUAGGUAAAUACUAUUUUACGAUACUGCAUAAUGUCCAUAGCAUAGUUAUUAGAAUAGUAUGUUCAUGUGCAAUAUAUAAUUAAAUUUAUUUUAAAGAAAUGUAAGCAAAGCUUAUCUUAUAAUGUCAUUACAAAAAAAUUAUAUCUGAAUCAGUAAA